UUCCUGUGUUACCGCCCUUGGGCUGAGAGCGAAAUCAAGCAGUGAAGACAUCGCAUUCAUUGGAAGACUGGGAACAUUUGGAGGUACCUUAGUUAGGAGCCUUUAAAGUAUCAGGUAGCCUCUUCCUGAUCUGGAGCAGUGAGCCUGAGAAGACAAACCGUGGCUGUGGUCUGCUGUCCAGUGUUCUGCGUAGCAAGCUUUAGCCGGCACCAUGGCGUUGUCGUUCAAGAAGGAUCUGGACAAGUACAAGGAUCUUGACGAAGAUGAAAUCCUCAACAAACUGUCGGCGGAGGAGCUUAAACAGCUGGAGACGGCCCUCGAGGAGAUGGACCCUGAGAAUGCUCUUCUCCCAGCCGGCAUGCGUCAGAAAGACCAGACGGAAAAGAAAGCAACAGGAUCGUUUAACAGAGACGGCCUCCUCAAAUACCUGGAGAAGGAAGCCAUGGAGUACAAGGACAGAGAUGACAUAGUGCCCUUCACUGGAGAGAGAAAAGGUAAAGCAUUUGUUCCUAAGCAGAAGCCCAUAGAAACACGUCAGGAAGAAGUCACGAAGCUGGAUCCAGAAUUAGAGGAAGCCCUGUCCAGUGCCACAGAUACUGAACUGUGUGAUUUAGCAGCGAUCCUGGGUGUUCACACAUUGGUCACCAGUACUCAGACAUAUGACGGGACUGGGAGCAAAGCGGGUUACAACAAUGUGAUCAAAGGGGAGAAGAUGAACCCGGUGUUUGACGAGCCUCCAAAUCCCACUAAUGUAGAAGAUACUCUGCAGAGGAUAAAAAGCAAUGACAGCUCCUUAACAGAGGUCAACCUCAACAAUAUAAAGAACAUUCCAAUUCCAACGCUGAAGGACUUUGCCAAAGCCAUGGAGAAGAACACUCAAGUCAAGAAGUUCAGCCUGGCAGCAACACGGAGUAAUGACCCGAUUGCUGUGGCGUUCAGCGAGAUGCUGAGGGAGAACAAGACGUUGCAAAGUUUGAACCUCGAGACCAACUUCAUCACUGGGGCCGGGGUGCAGGCUUUGGUUGAUGCGCUGCGAGACAAUGACACACUCACAGAGAUCAAGAUAGACAACCAGAGGCAGCAGCUGGGUACCACCGUAGAGAUGGAGAUCGCUAAGAUGUUGGAAGAGAACAACAGCAUAGUAAAGUUUGGCUACCACUUCAACCAGCAAGGACCUCGCUCCAGAGCAGCUGCAGCCAUCACCAAGAACAACGACCUUAUCCGCAAGAAGCGAGUGGAAGGAGACCUGUAGGGAUGUUUCCCGACCCGUCUCUCAGCCAAUCCUGUUGUUUCAUCUCACCGUCGUGUGGAAUAAUUUCAGCCAGUGCCCUGGUCUCAUCUCACUGUGUGGAAACUUAAGUCUUGUGCCAAACUGUGGGGCAAGGCGUGCUCAACCAGAACAUACAUCUGAGAAGAAGGGAAAUAACUGGAAUUGCCCUCCCUCGUUCACAUGUUUAUACAUAUGUUUAUUAUUAUUUUGUUGUUGACGUUAUUGAAGGUGUAAAUCUGUUUAGUUUUUAGUCAGUUCAUUUCAGCUGCUCCCUUUUUUUUUUUUUUUUAGCCUUUAAAUGAUCUGUCCGGACUUUUUACUUGCUUUUUUCCCCCCUUUUGUACUUUGCUAUAAACAUGAACAUGACCAAGCAACAGAAACAACAGUAACAGCUUUGUAAAAAUGAGUAUUUACACCAUGAUAGUUUGCUGUUAAGGCCUAAAAGCUUCCUAAUGAAACCCUGAAUCCGAAGGUGACACAAAUCAAAGCCAGACCAGUCUGUUAAAUAACUUCUAAGACUUACAGAUGGUCAUAGCUGCGUCUAAAGAGAUCACAAGACAUGAUAAGUCACAGCGUAGUAACAUCUGACUCAUGGUUCAGAUCACUCCUGUUUGUUCCAUCUGCAUGCUGCUCUGCAGGUGUCGUUUGUUGGAGUUGCCUUGUAAAACCAGCUCAACUGUCUCGGGCUAGUGUGUGUAAUGGUUCAAUUGUGCUGACCUCAUGCUGCAGUCAGCCUUAAAGCAGAUGCUGGCUCACGCCCUUAUAUAUAUAAAUACUGUAAGUAUCAAUGUGUAAUAUUUUAUAUCACUUCACUGUUUUAUUCUUACUAAAGACCUUGUUUUCAUGUGGUUUCAAUUCAAAUGUUGGCUAUUCUGAUCACUUGUUACCCUGAACAGGAAAUGAUAAGAAGGUUUCUUGUAAAAAUGAGAUCAUACUGUAAAAUGAACAGGAUAUGAACCCCAGUCUGGACUGGAGAGGCUCUGGCCUGCUCUCAUAAACGAUGCUGUAACUGUCUGCUCGGCACACUGAGUUUCCCUAAUGCUAAAAACCAUGCCAAAGACUUACACAUGCAGUGCUUAGAGUAUCUGUAUUGACAUUGGCUACUGGUUCGGGUUUUUGCUUUGUCAUCUACAGUCACUUACUCGUAAAACUGUCAUCGAGUUAGAAACAACAGUCUCGAAAUAUUUCAGGCAACACAUCAGGUCAAUAUUUUUUCUUUCAUUUUUGAACAAACGGUUAAGCAAGAAGUUAAUUAAGAGGUGAGCUGGUAAACAGCUUGUGUGGAACUUCUCAGGUUGCGAGUACUUGUGAAAUGUUUCUAUGAACGAUGAUGCAUCGAUAAAAAAGUGUUGUACAGAUCCUAAAUUUAACUUUUCUCACUCCCACACAUUGCACACUUUUACUUGGCUCUCGGCAUAGCAGGUCAUACAUUAUGUAACACAUGAAGCGUGUGCCUCUAUUGGUACACUAACCUGCUUGACAUUAGUAUGACAGGAUUUUUUCAGGUGUUACCUAAACAAGUACAUAUGGACUAUAUGUAAUAAGAUACUGAUAUGAAGUCAUCAGAUGUGAACAUCAUGUUUGUGUCCUGACCAAAAACACCCAACAGCCUCACAUUCCUGGACUAAAUCGUCCGGCUUGGUUCCAAACUUUGGGUUUGAAAUCUGAGUUCAUCCAUCAUCAUGUCUGUUCGUAUUUCCUCUGACCUUACUGUGCAUUGUUGGUGGAAAACUGCUUUCUUUGCUUGAGCUUGUUAAGAAUAUUCUGUGAUCUAUAUUACAGUAUGUUUAUUAAUUGUGUAAUGCCAUCUCAAAAUCAAAGCGCACACACACACACUUUUAUUUGUUCUCCCACAUUCAUUUAAACAACUCAUUGCUGAGAUGUGUUUGUACCUUAAAUCAAACCCCAGGUGUAUACUCAAAAUAAGGAGUAUGUGAUUUUAUGAAACCACAAGCUGGUAAAACACACUGCUGAAUAUCAGACAUCCUCAACAAUAAAUGUUUUUACAAACUCUGA
Molecule: messenger RNA, 3286 nt
Organism: Labrus bergylta (ballan wrasse)
Lineage: Eukaryota; Metazoa; Chordata; Actinopteri; Labriformes; Labridae
Gene: tmod2
Product: tropomodulin 2
Biological process (GO): myofibril assembly; pointed-end actin filament capping; actin filament organization
Cellular component (GO): striated muscle thin filament; myofibril; cytoskeleton
Molecular function (GO): tropomyosin binding
Source: RefSeq, a predicted model, not a curated record